Molecule: messenger RNA, 8943 nt
Organism: Frankliniella occidentalis (western flower thrips)
Lineage: Eukaryota; Metazoa; Arthropoda; Insecta; Thysanoptera; Thripidae
Exons: 12
Coding region: 211-8943 (2910 amino acids)
Biological process (GO): biosynthetic process
Molecular function (GO): protein binding
Source: RefSeq, a predicted model, not a curated record
CUUUGAGAUAGCAUGGGACAGUCACUGCGUUCCCAGUCGUCUUGCCACGCUGACGUUGUACACACUUGUGCGCCUCAUUCACAUACAGAGGGUUGUUGCCGCUAUUGGUGUCAAUAAAAAAAUGUGAGUAAAAAGCUCGCUCCCCGUAACUCGGAGGUGCUCAGUAUCCCAGCAUCUGAGGAAGGAUCGAUCCCAGGGGGGCGCGCCGUCAUGGCAAACACGCCCAGCAGCAGCGCGCCCGCCGACGCAGAGAAGGCAACGUCAACGCAGGCUAGACCAGAAGGAGCGAAGGAAUGGAUGAAGAAGCACCGCAAAGCCCGCGGGGAAGACUUUCAACGCUUGGAAAACAAGCUGCUCCAGCGAGAUGGAAAACGUCCUCAGGGAUCCAGCAGUACCACGGAAACGCCCACAUACCUCGACGAAGACACAAGCAUUGAGGAGCUGAGCGGAGCUCUGCUGGGGGCGAUGCGGCAGGGUACAAUAUAUGGCCUGCUGGAGUGUAUAAAAGAAGGUGUGAGGGACAAGCGGGUGUUUGAGGAGAGUCUGACUGCCGCGUGGUGCAAGGCCAAAGCGCUCGGCCUGCCAAUGAGCUACCACGUACUGGAAUCGGUGAUAGAAACUAUAGUGCAGUUGCGCUACGAUCUGUCACGUGACAGUGCCGAUGGACCGCCAGUGCGCGAGGGCAAGCCGCUGUGGGACCAGGUGGACCAGCUCGUUGCCGACGCGAGGCGUCUGCGGCACCUACUCGACGCGCCGGCUGAGGAGGCGGACGAGGCCGUGAUGCUGGCCAUGCGCUCGGCCCUGGCGAUUCGCGCCGUGAAGUACGAGCUGCUGAGCACGUACGGCACAGUGCCUUGGGAGGAGAUGGAGUACCUCCUCGUGAUGUACGUCGAGGCGAAUACCGUCUACAGGACCCUGGCUUUCCUGGUGGCCAGCCCGGAGAGGAUCAGAGCGCACCUGGAUUUUUUCCUGGAGAAAGUAAAGAAGAUUGAUAGGGAAGAAUCUCUCGAGGAGCUUCGAAAAGAACCGGAAGGGGAGAGGGUUGAUUGGGUGAAGACGAUUACCGGCCCCGACCCCCUCGCAGAAAUGAUAGAGGACUUCACUUUACUACGGGACUGGCAUUCACUUCAAGAGAUACGAGAGUCUCUCAAAGCUGCCACCAAAGCCCUGGGAUUGGACCACAAUAAGUGGAAACAGUGGGGCUGGUUUGUUCUCGGGGGAGAGAUGUUAGUGGUUGGGGAGAAGAUGAAGAACUCCUGGAAGUCGCCGAACCUUUCCUGUCGCUCCGCAGACUUUUUUGAGCGAAUAGCCCCGGAUAGCAUCAUCAAGUUGCUGCACAGCGGGAUGCGUGACGCACAGGCGCACGGCAUUGCUGAGACUCAUGCAGAUGCAGACGCCCUGACCAUAUCCGCCCUCAGCACCGGAAAGGAACGAGAGUGUCUCUCAACAGAAAUGUCCAGAGUUCUGCGCUCAUCUGAAUACAUGAUUCAGGAGGUUGCAGCAGAUGUGGUGCGAAAGAGGGUAUCACGAAGGGCAAGCAGUGAGCAAUUUUUAAGAGUAAUGUCAUCAAUGCGGGAGACCAAGUUCGCCCACGGCGAAAAAAUCAAUCAUGAGGUAUCAAGUAUACUCUUUGGCAGCCAAUCCACAUGGAGAUCAAAAGGGAACACUUUGAGUGUCUUAAAAAAUGAUAUAUUAGCAGGAUUAUUAAGUACGCCCGUGGUGGUAAAUAUUGAGGACAUGUUGCACUCUGAGGCAGUAAGAGGUUCAACCAACUUCAAUAAAAGUAAGCCUUUGCUGUCAGACUCUUUGCUUGAUGCUCGGGAACGUAUAUUUCACGAUGUUCAGCAACACGCCCCACAACAUUUCGCAAGGAUGCGCAAACUUCUCACUGGGAAGGGCGCUGAAGUCCUGAGUUCCCUCCAAGCUGAUCUGAACGAGCGGAGCCGAUGGCUCCCCGAUAACAAGAGCAACGGUGCACUGUCCACACUCAAAUCUAUUCCGCUUGAUAUGUGGAACAGCACACUUCUUCGUUAUGUCACUGAGUGGAUCCAGUUCCGAUUAGAGCCGGAUCCACUCGCCCCGUCCGGCCCAGUGCUGGAAAACUACAUACUCUACGACCUGGCAGACCGCCUCUAUUUUCCAGUGGGAACGGAAAUGCUAGCUCUAUGCUUUCUCAUCAACAAUGGCGACGUAAAUGUUCCUCUCGGCGGCUCAAACCCCAGUUUGCGAGACUCUCAAAUCUCGGCCGACGAACAGCUUCGCUUGUCCGCUCUCAAGGACGAGAUGUUCCGCACUGCUCGGCGCGGUGAGCUGGCCGGAGUGCAGCGCGCCGCAGAGGCUGGCGUGGACAUCUCUAGCAGGGACUGUCGCGGCCGCACGCUGCUGCACGCCGCCGCAGACGCCGGCCAGCUUCACGUGGUGCACUGGCUGCUGGAGGCCGAAGCCGUGGACCCACUCGCCCGGGACUGGAAGAAGAACAGCGCUCUGCACUGCGCGGCUGACGCAGAGGUGGCCAAACUACUGCUUGACGCCGCAGGAUUAGUUCAAAAUAGGUCAGAAAGCUCAUAUUAUGAGGAUGAGGAUCUACCAGAUUUAGAGCCCACUCCUCUCCACAGCACUGCGUGGUUGGGGCGAACAGAUGCGCUCCGCUCGCUCCUUUCCCACGUCAGUGCAGUCAGUGAGAGCCGGUGGCGGUGGAGUGGGGACAUCAACAAAUCUCUGUGCCUCGCUGCUCUCGGCGGACACGUGGACACGGUGCGCAUGCUGGUGGGGGAUGGAUCGUUCGACGGCGACGACGGGGACGAAGGCGACGAAGGCGACGAAGGCGACAAAGGCGACAAAGGCGACGAAGGCGACGAAGGCGACGAAGGCGACGAAGGCGACGACGACCCUGAACCUAGGACCUGGAGGAAAAGUCCGCAGACCCCUCUCUACCACGCGGUGUGCGGCGGCAGCAUCGACACGGGCAUAGCUGAUGGUGGGAGUGUUGAAGUCGCCUCCAUGCUGCUGGACCGGUGGCCGCAGGCGGUGAACCUCACGGUAAGCAUUGAGGAGGGAGCAAUGCUCCACACUGCGGCGAUGCAUGGUAACGUUGACCUGGUGAAGCUCCUGCUGGACCGCGGGGCCGACCUGCUGCAACGGGAUCGGAAGUCGUGGACCGCACUCCACAAUGCGGCACGUGGAGGGUUCGUGGAGGUGAUCGACGCGAUCUGGAAGCACGCAAAUAAUCGAUGCACCACCAACCAAGAGCUGCAGAAUUUGUUGGAGGUGCAGGGCGAAAUGGUCCAACCGCUCUGUGUGGAUGCAGCAGCAACCGAUCAAUAUUUGGAAAUGCGUUUGCUAAAUUUGGGCGCGGACAUGCACACAAGAAAGCUGAACCGCACUCAUGAAACGCCCCUCUACGUAGCUGCACGGGAAGGCCACGCGCCGGUGGUGGAGUGGCUGCUCGGGAAGGGCGUCCGUCUGCACGGUGAAGAGGACGCCAACACGCCGCUGCACGCGGCCGCAGAGUUUGGCCACCUGGCCGUGGUGCAGCGCCUCUUGCCGGAACCAAACCGGACAGCGGAGGAAGAGCGACCGAUGCGCCUGGCACUGCUGCAGCACGUGGGCGAGCACGGGUGCACAGCCCUGCACCGCGCUGCAGCGUCCGGCUCGCUGGCGGUGGUGAAGCUGCUCCUCGAGCGGGAAGUGCAGCUGUUGGCGGAGCACUAUGACGAGAAGCUCAGGGCGGGGAGAGAGCUCCUGAAGUGGAGGGACUUUACCGUGUACAUGCGGGACGUAAACCCAAUGUGGUGCUACACACCGUUACAGCAUUGUGUGCAGUGGGGCGCCCCGUCCGCCGUGUUCCGGGCGCUGCUCGGCCACAUGGAGGACGAGCGAGUGAUGGCGCUCGGCGGCGAGGACGUCCGGACGGUGCGCGAGAUGGUGCUGGAGGCGCUGGACAUGAUCAAGAAGGAAGACCGGGGGCGUCUUUCGGGGAGUCCGGCUUUUGAGCUCAACGCGUCCCUUGCUCGGCUGCAACAGAGGGAGGACGCCGCCAUGGAACAUGAUAUGGACGCAGAGAAGGCAACGUCAACGUGGGCUAGACCAGAAGGAGCGAAGGAAUGGAUGAAGAAGCACCGCAAAGCCCGCGGGGAAGACCUGCAACGCGUGGAACACAAGCUGCUCCAGCGAGAUGGAAAACGUCCUCAGGGAUCCAGUGGUACCAUGCCAACGACCAGAAACGUCGACGAAGACACAAGCCCCGAGGAGCUGAGCGGAGCGCUGCUGGAGGCGAUGCGGCAGGGUGAUCUGAAACUGCUGAAGGGAUUCAGAGAGAGUGUGAGGGACAAGCGGGUGUUUGAGGAGAGUCUGACUGCCGCGUGGUGCAAGGCCAAAGCGCUCGGCCUACCAAUAGGAUACCACAUACUAGAAUCGGUGAUAGAAACUAUAGUGCAGUUGCGCUACGAUCUGUCACGGGACAGUGCCGAUGGACCGCCAGUUCGGGAGGGCAAGCCACUGUGGGACCAGGUGGACCAGCUCGUUGCCGACGCGGAGCGCCUGCAGCACCUACUCGACGCGCCGGCUGAGGAGGCGGACGAGGCCGUGAUGCUGGCCAUGCGCUCGGCCUUGGCGAUCCGCGCCGUGAAGUACAAGCUGCUGAGCAAGUACGGCACAGUGCCUUGGGAGGAGAUGGAGUACCUCCUCGUGCUGUACGUCGAAGCGAACACCGUCUACAGGACCCUUGCUUUCCUCGUAGCCAGCCCAGAGAGGAUCAGAGCGCACCUGGAUUUUUUCCUGGACAAAGUAAAGCAGAUUGAUAGGGAAGAAUCUCUCGAGGAGCUUCAAAAAGAACCGAAAGGGGAGAGGGUUGAUUGGGUGAAGACGAUUACCGCAGACGGUAUCCAGGAGAGCGGCUCCGACCGACUUGCAGAAAUGAUAGAGGACUUCACUUUACUACGUGACUGGCAUUCACUUGGAGAUAUACUAGAGUCUCUCAAAGCUGCCACCGAAGCCCUGGGAUUGGACGACAAUGAUUGGGAGCAGUGGGGUUGGCUGGCUUUGCGGGGAGGGCUGUUUGUGGCUGGGGAGAAGAUGAAGAACUCCGGGAAGUCACCGAACCUUUCUAGUCGCUUCGCUAUGUAUCUUGAGCUGAUGGCCCCGGAGCGCAUCACCAAGUUGCUCCGCAACGGGAUCCGUGACGUCCAGGCGCACAGCAAAGCGGGGACCAACGCAGAUGCGCUGACCAUGUCCGCCUUCAGUACCAAAGAGGAGCGAGACUGCCUCUCAGAAGACAUGAAUAAAGUAGUGCACGCAGCCGAAUACAUGAUUCGUGAGAUUGAAGCGGAUGUGGUGAAGAAGAGGGUUCGUCAAAGAGCGAGCAAUGAGCUAUAUCAAAGAGUUAUUUCAUCAGUUCGCGUGAGUGAGUCUCCUGAAGAGGUACCGAUCCAUGGCGAAGUGAUAGAAAUACUUGAACGCGUCCUAUUGGGACGAUUGAGACAGAGCAGUGCACCCGCACUGCUUGUCUUGAUAAAUGAUUUACGAGCAGAUUUGUCAGGAUCAGGGCUGGUAAACAUUGGGGAUUUGCUGUUUUCUGAGACACUGAGACAUUCACCCAACGAGAAAAAUGGCAAAACUUUGCUGUCAGAUUCGUUUCUUGAAGCUCGGGAACGUAUUUUCAUCGUGGUCCAGGAACUCAGCCCGUUUCAUUUUGCAAGGAUUCGCAAACUUCUAACGUGGAAGGGUGCUGAAGGCCUGAGUUCCCUCCAGGCGGAUCUGAACAGAAUGAGCAGAUGCCCCCCUGGCAAUGAAGAUAGUCGUGCAUUGUCCGCUCUUAAAUCCAUUCCGUUAAACAUGUGGAACAGGGGGAGCAGCAACCUCCACCGUUACGCCAUUGAGGGUGGACUGCGGGUCCUGGCCUCUCGCCAGCACAGCGCCGCCGCUCAUCAUCCAACAGCCCCGCCGCCUCUAGAGCCCCACGCGCCCACCCUGCACGGCCGCGUGCUGAGAAACUAUCUGAACCACGGUGAAUUGGCUGUACGACUUUUUACGCCAGCGGAGAUGGAAAUAAAAGCUCUGUACUCUCUCAUCAAAAUCGACGUAGACGAUCCUCUCGGCGGCUCAAACCCCAGUUUGCGAUACUCUCAAAUCUCGGCCGACGAACAGCUUCGCUUGUCCGCUCUCAAGGACGAGAUGUUCCGCGCUGCUCGGCGCGGUGAGCUGGCCGGAGUGCAGCGCGCCGCAGAGGCUGGCGUGGACAUCUCCAGCAGGGACUGUCGCGGCCGCACGCUGCUGCACGCCGCCGCAGACGCCGGCCAGCUUGAUGUGGUGCGCUGGUUGCUGGAGGCCGAAGCCGUGGACCCGCUCGCCCGGGACUGGAAGAAGAACAGCGCUCUGCACUGCGCCGCCAACGCAAAGGUGGCCAAACUACUACUCGACGCCGCAGGAUUUGUUGUGAACACGCCGAAGCUGGUCGGUAUGAGCCGAGAUUUCGAGCACACUGCACUCCACAGCACUGCGUUGUUGGGGCGAACAGACGCGCUCCGCCCGCUCCUUUCCCAUGCAAGAGUCAAUGAGGGGUGGUGGAUCCUGAGCAUGACAAAAAAUCCCCUCAGCCUUGCUGCUCUCGGCGGACACGUGGACACGAUGCGCCUACUGAUUGAGGAUGGAUGGUACGACAACCCGUGGGGUAGCGAAGGGCCCGGUAUAAAGGGGCCGCAGACCCCUCUCUACCACGCGGCGUGCGGCGGCAGCGCCGACGCGGUGAGGCUCUUGCUGCAGGAGUCCCCCUCGGACACCGACUGCUGGGUGGCCGCCGACCAAGCCGGGUACCUCGGGCACGUGGAGGCGGCCAUCGUCCUCAUCGACGAGCUGCACACGCGUGGUGCUUCGAUAGACUGUGAAGCUGGGCGUGAUGCUGUGCAUAGUGUUGCUAAUGGUGGGAGUGUUGAGGUCGCCUCCGCGCUACUGCACCGGUGGCCGGAGGCAGUGAGCCUCGAGGUAGGCAUUGAAGGGGGUGCAAUGCUUCACACUGCGGCGGGAAGCGGUCACGUCGGCCUGGUGGAGCUCUUGCUGGGCAGCGGGGCCGACCUGCUGCAAAGGGAUAUAAAGUCAAAAACCGCACUUCACAAUGCUGCAAGUGGAGGGUUUGUGGAGAUAAUUGAUUUGUUCUUGGAGCACACAAAGCAAAGCACCGCCAGCAGGGAGCUGCAGCUGCAGAGUCUGUGGAAAGGGUCGGAGGAGCGUACACCACCGCUGUGUGUGGCCGCAAUCUACGGGCAGCUGGCAGUCGUUGAGCGGCUGGUGACGCUGGGCGCGGACACAGAGGCCGGAAAUCUCGACGCCGGUCUAAAGACGCCUCUUUACUUUGCUGCACGGGAGGGCCACGCGUCGGUGGUGGAGUGGCUGCUCGGGAAGGGCGUCCGUCUGCACGGCGCCGAGGCCACCGACACUCCGCUGCACGCAGCCGCAGAGUUUGGCCACCUGGCCGUGGUGCAGCGCCUCUUGCCGGAACCAAAUCGGACAGCGGAGGAAGAGCGGCCCAGGCGCCUGGCACUGCUGCAGCACGUGGGCGAGCACGGGCACACAGCCUUGCACCGCGCAGCAGCCUCCGGUUCGCUGGCGAUGGUGAAGCUCCUCCUCGAGCGGGAAGUGCAGCUGUUGGCGGAGCACUACAACGAGAAGCUCAGGGCGGGGAGAGAGCCCCUGAAGUGGAGGGACUUUACCGUGUACAGGCGGGACACGAAGCCGGGGUCAUGCCACACACCGCUGCAGCGUUGUGUGCAGUGGGGCGUCCCGUCCGCCGUGUUCCGGGCGCUGCUCGGCCACAUGGAGGACGAGCGAGUGAUGGCGCUCGGCGGCGAGGACUUCCAGACGGUGCGGGGGAUGGUGCAGGACGCGCUGUACAUGAUCAAGAAGGAAGACCGGGGGCGUCUUUGGCUCGGUCUUCGGGAGAGUGCGGAACGCGAGCUGGACGAGUCCCUUGCUCGGUUGCAACGGCGGGAGGCGUUGCGGUACCUCUUGCAGUCCAUCGGCCCAGAAGACAUGACCGAUCAACCAAUCACUUUGCCGAGUAAGGCGCCCCAGGACUCUGAGGACUCUAUUGCACCGGUCUUCCUCAUCCCCGGUAUCGAAGGUAUGGCCGUCACGCUCCAGUCGCUGUGCGAGUACAUCAAGGCGCCCACACUGGUCCUUCAGCUGCCCUACACCGACGAGAAGAGCACGACGAUCCAGGACUUCGCCCGGUCGGUGUACAAACACAUCAAGUCCCACCUCGCGCCGAAGGCCUCCUUCAAACUGGUGGGCUACUCGUUCGGCGGCAUGGUGUCCACGGAGCUGGUGCGCCUCCUCGAGCAGGACGGCCACGUGGGCGAGCUGGUGCUGCUGGACGGCGCGCCCGCCGGUAUGCAGGAGCUCACCAAGGUCUGGAUCAAGGAGGACGGCAACACCACAGAGCUGGAGAUGGAUGUCCUAGUCCGACUGUGGUUCCUGACCAAUCAGUCAGACUUCGACAACUUUAGAUGUCCUUUGGAGACACAAGAUCGCCUGUGCAAGGAAUCCUCCUUGGAAAGGCGACUGAGGCAAAUCAUCCCCAAGAAAAGCAAGACUGCUGCGCACAGCAAGAAGGGCAUGGCGGCCGCCUUCAGGUCCUUCGUCAACCGGAUAGUGGCCGUCAACAACUACCGACCCCCGUCAUCGGCGAAAAAGCUUCGAUCCACCGUCACCCUCAUCAGGCCGACGAGCCAGACAUUCAAGCACGACCAGGAAGACUGCGGCCUUACCGACCUGUUCGCACAGGAGACCAUCCCCGUGCACUUUGUGGAGGGCGACCACAACACGAUGCUGGACAACGUGGAGACGGCCGCCAUCAUCAACUCAGUCCUGGUGGAGGGCACCGCCGGAAACAAGACGUCAGCAAGAAACCAGAAGAAUCAUUUCCAGAGGUUUUUGAAGGACUUGGACUGA